CUUUACAACCGACGGACCAUGAAAACAAGCAGCUGAUCAAAUGAUCUCAGUUCUGUUUUAUCGUAAAUUCAAUUAAUUUAUUACAUUUCAGUACGUGUAUUUAGUAGGUUAUUGUUGAUGUUAGUAUUGCCAUUAUCGUUUGUUAAUGCUCAGUCUCUAUAAACAUCGAAAACCAGUCAAUUUGGUGAUCUAGAGCAUCUAUAAUGACAUCUAAACCUACAUGUCUGAUUGUGGCCAGUGCUGCAUCUGCAGGAGUUUCAGCGCGAUCUUUCCAUCAGUGUUUUAAUUUGUGCAGUUCAGUGUUUAACCUGCAGACAGCGACACCUGGCGGGAAGCCCAUCGACUUUGCCGGUGUGGAUGAGAGCACAGCCCGCUGGGUGCAAGAGUUCAGUGUCAAACCCUACGCCAACCCGGCCAAGCUGGAGUCUAUCGAUGGUGCCCGCUAUCAGGCGCUGCUGAUUCCCGACUGUCCGGGAGCCCUGAUCGAUCUCGCCCACAGUGGAUCCCUCGCACGAAUCCUGUCCCACUUCAUUUCUCAUCAAAAGCCAGUGUGUGCUGUGGGACAGGGUGUAGCUGCUCUCUGCUGCGCCACAGAGGAACAGAAAUGGAUAUUUAGUGGCUACAGCAUGACUGGGCCCUCUGUGUUUGAGCUGGUACGUUCUCCUGAAUUUGCCAACCUGCCGCUGAUUGUGGAGGAUUUCAUCAAAGACAAUGGUGGAUCUUAUACAGCAAGCAUCGAGGACGCUGUUCACGUGGUCCUGGACCGCCAUCUUGUAACGGGCCAAAACGUUCAGUCCACAACAGCGGCCGUCAAUAACCUGAUUCUGCUGUGCAACAGCAGAUAAACACUUCACCUGUUCAGAAGGGAACGAACAAGGACCACGCCACGAAAUGUGAACCAGAAGUGUUUUAGAAAUGGCUGUUGAAAGCACAUUCACAAAUAUGAAAAUCAUGCCAAGAUGUCACUCCAAAUGUUUUGCACUCCAGAGUUUAGUUUAUCACUUAAAAUUCCAUUUGUUAAUUAUUAUUUUUUUGCCUUUAAAAUAUUUUAAUUUAAAUGCUUAGAAAGGAGCACAUGCCUUAUAAUAAUAAAAAAUAAAAAAAACUGUAAAUGCGUUUCAAAGCUAUGCACUGUAAUAAAAGGCUUUAUUUUUAACUACACUUUUAAAAGUUGAUAACGCCAGAAUUUAACCUAGAACAUUAAAUCCACUAAAAUGACAAAAGCACCACAUUUCAGCUUUUAAAUGCAUCAGACUUCCAUUUGUUAGUGCAAACAUGAUUAUGAUUUUCUUUGGUUAUUAAGAAUGCUCAACACAGAUGUUGUUGUGAAGCCUAACUUUUGAACAUUCCUGUAAAGUGUAAGAUGGGGCAGUUUAACAGGAAAUCCUGUGUUUUUUAUAUCCUGUGAAUAUGUAGAUCAUGUUUUGUUUUGCUUCAUUAUCUGAUGUCCAAAAAAAAUUCUGUGCUGCUUUAACAAGGUUAUGCUUUGCAAUGUAAAAAAAAUUAAAGCUGUAAUGUGCAGUAUUAUGAACAUAAUACAGCAUGAAAAACCAAAUCUGUACCUUAAAUUGUAU
Messenger RNA from Sinocyclocheilus anshuiensis, 1574 nucleotides. RefSeq names its product glutamine amidotransferase class 1 domain containing 1 (gene gatd1). Gene Ontology annotation, molecular function: glyoxalase III activity. The record is from RefSeq and is a predicted model, not a curated record. The transcript has 7 exons. Gene Ontology annotation, cellular component: cytoplasm. Bases 204 to 845 code for a protein of 213 amino acids. NCBI's taxonomy places the organism in Eukaryota, Metazoa, Chordata, Actinopteri, Cypriniformes, Cyprinidae.